AAAACAGAGGAGCCCGUACGUCAUCUUUCAAACUCCAGCGCAGGACGAGCGAUCAUGCAAAGUCAGACCUGAACAAGGCUUCCAGUGUGCCCUCUGCACACGUACAAACGUUUUUUGCAAAAGUGAACCAUGGAAAACUCGGGCAGGCCUUACCGGGCGCGGCAAGGCGGCAGGGAGAGGGGAGCAGGAACGGAGAGGGGAGCAGGAACGGGAGCAGGAACGGAGAGGGGAGCUGGAACGGAGAGGGCAGAAGGCUGGAGGGCCCAGGACCAGGGUCGAGGACAGAGCUACAGAUCAGAGGGAGGACAGCAGGGCAAGAACCAAGGCGGGCCCUACCGGGCUAGUCCCAAGAAGGGAGGGCUUGGACCCCUGAGCUACUCCCCCGGUGGUUUCAGAGGUGGUCACAGCCCCUUGCAGAAGGAUGACUCCCGGUGGUUCUUGGGUCCUGAGAACAGUGGUGGGGGUCGAGAAGAUGCCUGGAGAGAGCGCUCGCAGUGGAAGAGGAGUUCACCGGGAGAAGGGCCAAAGGAGGACAGGGAGCAAGGGGGGAGAGAGGACACUGAUGGCAAUGCUCACAAAUCAGGGAGACGACGGAGAUACCGAAACAAGAAUAGAGCUUAUGCCGAGGACAACAGGGGCCCAGUGAUCGAAGAGUCCACGCUCUCGGCCCAAGAGCUACAAAGCCUACGGCAAGCAGAGAGGCGGCUUAACAGAGAAGAGAUCUACACCCUGAAAAAGAGGUCCCACAACAACCCCGAUGCCCUUUACACCUGCGCUCUGUGCGACGUCCUGCUGGAUUCCGUGUCGGACGCCUACAGACACAUCCGAGACAAACGGCACAAGAAGAGAGCCAGGGAGAGGCAGGAGCAGGUGAUGCUGACGGAGAUCCUGCCCCCCGGCCCGGAGCACACUGCCGCAGUGAGCGCUGCGCUGGAGGCCGUCGUCCUGGAACACGGGAUGAGUGACCAGGACGUUGCGACGAGACAAAAUGUUGUCCUCAUGAUGCAAGACCUCCUUCUGUCCGUCCUGCCUGAGGUCAGGCUCAGGCUUUAUGGAUCGUCUUGCACUAAGUUUGGAUUUAAAGAUUCUGACGUCAACAUUGACAUUCAGUAUCCACCUCACAUGCAUCAGCCAGAUGUCUUGUUGUUGGUCAAGGAGAGCCUCUCCGUGAGCCCUAUUUUUGUCGAAAUGGAAGCUGAUUUUCAUGCCAGGGUGCCUGUGGUAAUCUGCAAAGAGAUAAAGAGCGGCCUGGUGUGCAAAGUGAGUGCCGGGAAUGAAAACGCAUUCCAAACCACCUCCUAUCUCUCUGCUCUGUCCGGUCGGGAGGAUCUCCUCCUCCCGCUGGUUUUGGGUCUCAGACGCUGGGCCCAGAUCAGCAUGAUCGACCGCUCGGAGGAAGGCGGGCUGCCGCCGUAUGUCUUCGCCCUCAUGGUCAUCUUCUUCUUGCAGCAGCGCAAAGAGUCCCUCUUGCCUGCCUACCUGAAACAAGAGAUUAAGGCGUUUUCACUCAGUAGGCUGUCGGACUUCAAUCUCACGCACACGGAGGACGGACACGUGCACUGGGCCUACACCUCUCCCUCCAAAGAACAGCCAGCAGAGGGCUCCUGUAUAAAGGGAAAGGUUCUGUUGGCGUUCCAGAGCCCUCACCCGCCUGUGGAAGUUGGGCUUCUCUGGGUGGAGAUGCUCCGCUUCUACUCGCUGGAGUUCAACCUGGCCGACAACGUCAUCGGUGUGCGGACGGGUGCCGUCCUCUCCCGGGAGAUGAAGGACUGGCCAAAGAAGCGCAUCGCCGUGGAGGACCCAUUCGCCGUGAAGAGAAAUGUGGCCCGCACCCUGAACAGCCAGCAAAUGUACGAGUACAUCCUCCACUGUCUCAAAACCACAUACAAGUACUUUGCACUGCCGCUCAACGCGCCCGCCGGCGGCCACAAGGUGAAGGCCCGGCAUGGACCCGCCGGAGGGGCGAACGCUGAGGUUCCCAGCGGAGAGGUGGCAUCUGCCUUAAGCCGGCUCAGCAUCCAGUCACAUCCCGCAGGUCAAUCGGAAGCGGCCGAGAACGGUCCCGAAGACUCCGAUUGCAUUAUCGAGGAAGAGGAGGAGGUCGAAGAGUACAGCGACUCGGACGAGGAACGGGAGAAGGAGAAAGCGGACCCGGGAAAAAGCAGCCUCUCCGAGGACGAGGAGGAUGACGCCGAGCACAACAGGCAACACUUGGACAGCUUCACCACAGAGGAUGAGGAGAUCUUCCUAGUGGACGAGAUCUCCGGGGAGGAGCUCCUUUCUGACGAGGAGGGUCCAGAUUUGGACACGCCUGGUUCGAUGGAUGACGUAGAGGAGGAGGAGGAGAUGGAGUUGGCACCUGAGAGUCUCGCAUCGCCACACUUGGAGAACACAAUUGAGGAGAAAAGCUCUGAAACUAAAAACCAACAACUGAAGAGACGGUCUUAUACGUUCACGAGGCAAGCGUUCACCAGAGGAAAGUCACACAUGGUCGUGUGCAGCUUGUGCAAGCGAGAUGGCCACCUGAAGAAAGACUGUCCAGAGGAUUUCAAGAAAGUGCAGCUGGAGCCUUUGCCCCCGAUAACGCAAGAGUUCCUUUGUGUCCUCGACAAAGUCUGCGAGCAGUGCUACACUGACUUCGCCCCAGAUGAACUGGAAGUGGGUGUAAGAGAGCACAUCCUUCAAGACCUGGAGACCUUUGUCAGACGACAGUUUGCUGGAGCUCGGCUGCAACUGUUUGGAUCAUCCAAAAAUGGCUUUGGGUUCAGACAGAGUGACCUAGACAUCUGUAUGGUGCUGGAGGGGCAGGACAGCAUAGAAGAUGUUGACUGCAUCAUUGAAAGCUUGGCGAGAACGCUGAGGAAACACCAAGGUCUGAAGAACAUCCUUCCCAUCACGACAGCGAAAGUACCGAUUGUGAAAUUCUACCACGUUCGCACCGGCCUGGAGGGAGACAUUAGCCUCUACAACACUCUGGCCCUGCAUAACACGCAUCUGCUCGCUUUGUAUGCCGCCAUUGACAGAAGAGUGAAGAUCCUCUGUUACGUCAUGAAGGUUUUUGCCAAGAUCUGCGACAUUGGGGAUGCUUCCCGUGGCAGCCUCUCGUCUUACGCCUACACCCUCAUGGUGCUGUUCUUUCUCCAGCAGAGAGACCCACCAGUUAUCCCUGUGCUGCAAGAGAUUUACGAUGGAAAGAAGAAGCCGGAGGUGCUGGUUGAUGGCUGGAAUGUGUACUUCUUUGACGAUUUAAAAGCACUACCAAGCCGCUGGCCGCAGCACGGGAAGAACGUGGAGACAGUGGGGGAGCUGUGGCUCGGCCUGCUCCGCUUUUACACCGAGGACUUUGACUUCAGAGAGCAUGUCAUCUGUCUCCGUCAGCACGGCCGCCUCACCACCUUCAACAAGCAGUGGACGUCCAAAUACAUCGUCAUUGAAGAUCCGUUUGACUUGAAUCAUAACCUUGGUGCUGGUCUGUCCAGGAAAAUGACUAACUUCAUCAUGAAGGCUUUCAUCAACGGCAGAACCGUGUGUGGCACACCAGUCAAAGCCUUUUCUCCCGUCUACCCCUCUCAGAUGGAGUAUUUCUUUGACCCUGAAGUCCUCACGGAGGGAGAGGUUGCUCCCAAUGACCGCUGCUGCCGCAUCUGUGGCAAGAUUGGCCACUUCAUGAAGGACUGCCCCAUGCGUAAGAAGUACAAAAACAGACGGGACUCUGAGAAAAGGCCAGAACACAUGGGAGAGGACGGCAGACACCAGAACGAGCCCUGGAGAAAACGGGAUUCACAGGAGGUGCGCUGCUGCUACCUGUGUGGAUCAAGUGCCCACAUCAAGAGAGACUGUCCGCUGUACCGAAGCCCCGCAGGUAACAUGAGGAUGGAUGGCUUUGCUUCCACCUCUUCCGCUCACGGAAGGAAUUUGAGAGAGCGACCGGGUUCACCGAUGCGAGAAAAGAGAAAGCAACAAAAUGUGAUACUAAGUCCACAAUCGGGUAGUUUAGCCUGCCGAAACAUGGAUCGCUCUGGUCACAGGAAGAGCCCGGUGGAAUGAGCAGCGGGGCAGCCGUGGCCACGCAAACCACGUGGUUCUCCUCUUGUCCAGGCAGACAGCGACCCAAAGUCCAGAAACCAUUUAUCUGAAUGGAACGGUUGGGCAAAUGGGAGCCUGUUAAAAGCCAAAGCCAGGACGCCUUGACUUGAAGCCAAAUAGGGCCUUUUUAUGUGUGUGUUUUUUUCUUUUCCUUUUAAAGCGCUCCUCCUAAGAGGAGCUUUUUAAUGAGUUCAUUUUAAAAAGAGAAGCCAUUUUGCAUGCACCAUGUCUUUGUUUACCUACACUGCCAGUCAAGUUCUCUUUUUUUAUAUACGUUUAAAACAAUGGCAUCGUAGUGAAAUUUCUUGAAUUGGAAAAUGGAAGUGUCUAACGUGACUAAUAGUUAAUGGCUUCAGUCUUUUGCGGACAACAUUUUAUACAUUUGUGUAUGGCGUGUUGUCUGCUACUUAAAGUGAUUUUAAGGUCAGUUAUUCGAGAUGAAGGCCAUUUUAUCAGUUCACUUUUAUGGAUAUAUUUUCCUGUUUCAUUAAUGUUAACAUAAAAAAAAUACUAGAGGUUAAACGUUUGAAUGGCAGUGUAUGUAAUCGCCAGGAUCUUUUUAUUUAAAAAAAAAAAAAAAAAAAAUUGCAUUUCUUUUAAAUCCUGUGUUAUUUGUCCUCCACACUGACGUCCGUCUGUCUUCAGCCUCGAAUGCAGCUCUGCCCACAGUCUGUCUCUGUGUUAGAGAAACCAACCUGUAGAUGUAUAUAUAUUUUUGUUUUUCUGGGUCGUACUUUGAUGUUGUUGAGACAGCUUAUCCACCCCUGUUUCAUAGACAACUUGCCCCUCAAUUGCCUGUGUGUGAACCGAAGCCCCGUGAGACUUCCUCUGCUAACCCGCACGCGCUAGGAAAUGUUGCGACAUAUAGUUGAAAGUUGAACAAGAGUUUCAUGCUUACUGGUUUUAAAAAAAUGUUUUAUUAUGACCCCCCCAUAUAACUGUUUCAGCUGACGGUGUACUCCACUGUGCUCACUUUUUCCUAAACUAGAGUUCAUCUCAGUUGAUUUGGUUAAGAGAUAAACGUAUUUAUUUUUCACAAAAAAGGCUUCAUGUUGUCGUCAUGGCGCCACAGAUUGGUAGCUGCACUGUGCGAGGGUACACGCACAGUGCAGACUGAUGUCGCUGCUAGUUAAGGUCUCAUAUGCUUAUAUUCAAAUGCGAAGAUGGACUGUGUGGCUGUCAUAAUUUGGCUGACUUGUAUUCAAAGAAAUGUUUCGUUGGCGGUAUUGUAACCAAAUUUCUCAUUUUUAAAAGUUUCCUUCGUAGGACUCAAAUGUGAGGUUCAGUUUGUUAUUGAGGUGUGCGUGCCCCCCCCCCCCCCCCCCCCAUCCCAGGAAAAGUUGUCUUGCAAUCCAUUUUGUGUCUCAAUUAAUUAAACAGAAAUCAAAUCCUA
Cyclopterus lumpus (lumpfish) is the source of this 5479-nucleotide messenger RNA. It is a transcript of the gene tut7, whose product is annotated as terminal uridylyl transferase 7. The transcript has 29 exons. Gene Ontology annotation, molecular function: nucleic acid binding; RNA uridylyltransferase activity; zinc ion binding. The record is from RefSeq and is a predicted model, not a curated record. The coding region runs from base 130 to 4047 and encodes 1305 amino acids. Lineage: Eukaryota; Metazoa; Chordata; Actinopteri; Perciformes; Cyclopteridae.